Molecule: messenger RNA, 6518 nt
Organism: Plodia interpunctella (Indianmeal moth)
Lineage: Eukaryota; Metazoa; Arthropoda; Insecta; Lepidoptera; Pyralidae
Gene: rin
Product: rasputin
Exons: 12
Coding region: 184-1479 (431 amino acids)
Cellular component (GO): ribonucleoprotein complex; cytosol
Molecular function (GO): mRNA binding
Source: RefSeq, a predicted model, not a curated record
GAAAAUUAAAAAAAAGUUUGACAUCCGAACGGUGAGGUAGGCUCUUUUUCUGUUUUCAGUCCUUAUUUAUUGUGAAAAUUACGCGAUUUUCGUGAUAGUUUGUAGAAGAUUACGCCAGUUUGAUGCCUAAAUUGUACUGAGGGUAUACCGGAGGGCAGUAUCGGCGCACGGUGAACAACAGCGAUGGUAAUGGAGGCGUCCCCGUCCCCGCAGAGCGUCGGUCGCGAAUUUGUCCGCCAGUACUACACGCUGCUCAACAAGGCGCCCGCCCAUCUACACAGGUUCUACAACAACUCGUCCUCGUUUGUACACGGCGGGCUGGACGCGCCCAACCGUGAGACUCUGCCCGUGGUCGGCCAGAAGCAGAUCCACAACCGCAUCCAGCAGCUCAACUUCCGCGACUGCCAUGCCAAGAUCAGCCAGGUGGACGCGCAGGCGACGCUGGGCAACGGCGUGGUGGUGCAGGUGACGGGAGAGCUCAGCAACGGCGGCGCGCCCAUGCGCCGCUUCACGCAGACCUUCGUGCUGGCGGCGCAGACGCCCAAGAAGUACUACGUGCACAACGACAUCUUCCGCUACCAGGACAUAGUGUUCAGCGACGAGGAGGGGUCGGGGUCGGGGCGGUCGGAGGGCGAGGAGGAGGAGAGCGCGGGCGGCGCGGGGUUCUUCCCGCCGCCGCCCGCCUCCGCCGCCUUCCCGCCCGCCGCCGCCUUCGUCGCGCCGCCGCCGCCGCCGCCGCAGCCGCAGCCGCAGCCGCAGCAGCCGCCGCAGCCGCAGCCGCAGCCGCAUCAAAUGCCGGCGGAGGCGGCGGACGCGACGCCGAGCCCCGCGCCGCAUCUCAACGGCCACCCGCCCGACGACCGCCAGCUGCAGUCUAACGUCGCAGCGGCGCCCGCGCCCGAGGCGGAGCCCGAGGCCGCGCGCGACUCGCCGCCGCCAGCGGCGGCGGCGACGACGGCGGCGAGCGUGCCGGAGCCGAAGACGUACGCCAACCUGCUGAAGUCCGGCGCAGCCGCGCCGCGACCCGAGCCCCCCACCCGCCGCCCGCACCCCGCGCACCCCACGCAUGUAGCGCACGCGCCGCCCGCGCCCGCCGCAACAGAGAGCGCGGCGACGAGCGGCGCAGGCGGUCGCCGCUACUCCGACUCCCAGCAGCUGUUCCUCGGCAACCUGCCGCACUCCGCCACUGAGGAACAGCUGCGCGCGCUGUUCGCGCAGUUCGGCGUCGUGGCCGAGCUGCGCGUGCACAGCAAGCCCGCGCCCGCCGGCGCGCCGCGCCAUCCCAACUACGGCUUCAUCACCUACGACAGCGUGCAGGCGGCGCGGCAUUGUCUGCAGGCGCAGCCGCUGUACUUCCCGUCGGACAGCGCGGACGGCGUGAAGCUGAACGUGGAGGAGAAGAAGACGCGCGGCCGCGAACAGCGGCGGCGCCCGCUCUCCUCGCAGCGCGCCUUCCCGCGCCAGCCCUACCGCCGCUAGCCGAUGCCGCAGCCCGCGCCGCCACUCGGCCGGUGAGCCCCACUCUGCAUCCACAUCUCAUGUCCUACACAUCUGUUGCGUGUCGAAACUCAAUGCUAAUUGUUUUCUCAUUCCAAAUUUUAAUAACAUCUGUCUGUCUAUAAAGAGUAAAAAAGAAAUGACUUGACUGGCAACACUAGAUGAUUUUCAACCAAUCUUGCAAAGUAUGUAUUUCGAUAUAAACCGUUUUCUACCCUUUAUAGACAAGACUAUACAUACGAUAUAUUUUUAAUAGAAAUUAUAACGAUUUCUUUCUGAUUUACUCUAAUAAAUGAGAUGUAUAUUAUUUUGGUAUCUCAGAAUUUUGUUAAAAUAAUUUCAAUUUAUGUUACUAACCUUUUAUAAACUCGUUUUUAUGCGCGCGUUUUUAAAUCUCCAUGCCUGAACAUACCCGUAUAAUUCUUCAAGGCUAUUUGUAUUCAUUUUAACAUUUGAAGUAGCAUACAAAAAUGUCACCGGUUGAAUACAAAUUCAAACUAUUGCGCUUUUGUAAUCUUGUGUGCUAUGUCGAAUGUUUGAUAAAUAAAACUCGCGCGUCUGCAAAGUUAAGAAAACGAGUUACCAUCGCCUUUUCACUUCCGAUCCGUAUCAAGGACUUCGCAUAAUAAAUGUUACAACAGUUGUGCGACAUCUGUCGGUGUCAAACGAGUGAUCUUAUUCAAACAUUAUUCAUCGUAGAUUUCUCCGUAAAAAUACCAUUUAUUUUGCAAAUAAUUCAUAUAAUGCUGCAUUUGUCAAACCCAUAUUUCAGUUCAGGCCCAGUGUAAUAAAUGUUAAUGACAUCGAGCGAAUCGCAACGUAAUUAUGCUUCAUCGUUCGUCGGACCGAAGAUAAUAUAUUCCUGGUCGUGUUCUCUUUUGUGAAGCGUGCUUUAUGUUGUGAUUCGUUAGCUUCACUAACUCCAACACCGCGGUUGAUUUGACGUCCAAUCAAAAAAAAAAUGUAUAAAAUGGCGCGCAAAACGCGGCAUAUCUCUACGCGUCUGGCCGUGGCCGUAGAGUCUAUCACCGCUACUGAACUUGUCGUAUAAGUAUUAGUAGUAAAACAUUUAUAUUUCGUUAUAUUUAGAGGAAAUCUGUGAAAAUGUAGGAUGUCGCUUGUGGCCGCGCUCAGACUCGUACUAACGCUUCGCAUCGCUAACCUUUCGUUUAAGUAGUUAGAUAGUAAAUUAAUAAUUUUUAUUUGUCGCCCUUCGACUAUCGGAUAUGUCACCGCGUCCCGCGGGUUUACUUACCUUGGCGAAACACGGCAACAGUUGCUUUCGAUACUUUCGCGGAAGUACAGGAAUAAGUUUCUUUGCAAUGUCACCGUCAAACUGCCAUUUUGUUUGUGAGUUACCGAAUGUGAAAAGGCGGUGUGACGUGUUACAAGAAUUGUAAGAUUCUUAGUCAAAAUAAAAUCAAAAUUAACUAUGUACUUUCACGGAUUAUUCGAAUUAAAAUUGGCUUUAAAACAGUGUAACUUGAAUAACAUAAUAUUCCCGCGCUAUUUGUACGUUGGUAUCGAAGCACUGCCGUCCGCCGCUCGCUUCCUUCUACGAUCAUGGAGUUAUUUGCGAUUUUAGGAGUACCUAUUUUGUAUUGUAUACUGUCGCCGGGCGCGACCUUUAGAAGGCGCUAGCGGCGCCGGCGCCGGCUCUCAUUUGCUAGACCCUUCCUUUGUAAGUUUAACGGUCCAUGGAAUAAUCUAAGUUCCAUCGUUGUCCCCAAACCAAACGCGAGCCUGUCCAAAUUGAAUAUUCGCUUAAUUUUCCAUCUUAUCUUUAAUGUUGGAUAUGUUGAGAACCGCGGCCGGCCGCCGGUGUAGGCUUAUGUCUGAAAUGUUUCAGUUCGUUAUUUUUUUACCAAUUCCAUAUCGGAAUUUAUAAUGGUAUGUAACUUAGGAGCAGGCUUGCCGUAACCUCUUAUGACGAUUCUUGUGCACAGUGUAUUUUGUGCUUUGACCGACACUUAAACAUAAAUCAUACAAUCCUUUUAUUUUAAUCUAGUAAAAUUGUCAGUAUUUACCAUUUAGCGCCCGAGUUAUUUAGUUGUAGUAAUUGAGUUGUCGAUGAAUCGUUGUAAGAGAUGAUGGCGGACCCCCGUAGUUGUAAUCGCCAAAUCACUUUCGUUUGGACAGUGACGACGUAUGGACGAUGUGUAUAAAAUAGUUCGAGCAUCUCUCUCGUCGCGCUUGGAAAAUAUAAAUUGUAGAUUAGUUUUCAGAUAUUUCCAGAAUAUAAAUAACGUAUUUUCUAUUUAUAAAUCUAUGUUACGUAUGGUUCGCAAUAAUGUUGAUGCAUUCGCAUUAAGCUAAGUCUGUGUCGAGUAGUAGCGGAGUUUGAACGCACAUACCGGAUUCUUCGUCAAAUAUAUCUUUUCCUAUUUUAGUCAGUGUGAUUAUAAUAUUUUGUAAAAUAAGAAAAUCUUCCUCAUCAAAAGAACUAACGGUUGGUCGAAUUUGGAAGGUUUUUUUUCGUGUUUAACUUGGUGUAUAUACCUCACUGAUUCAAAAUGUCCUAUACUUUGAAAUCAUCUGUUCGUACUUUUGACUACUGCUGGCUUUUCUCUAUUCUAUAGCAAUAACGUAAAAGUGUGUCGAAAGUGUUUGCACACAUGACACAAAUGUAACGUGCAUUCAGGCUUCGCUCGUCGCUGUUGUGUGCCAGCGCGCCCGCCCCACCGCGCGUGUUCUAGUGGUUCUCGCAAUUACUGUUAUCCCGGCAGAGCUUCAAUGUCAAGCUACAUCGAACAUUAUUCAAUAUGCAUCAAUAUAGCUCGAUGUUGUAAGCUGACGUCGCAAGCGGGACCCUGGGAGCCAGGCCACUGUUACAUAACAUCAAGGCUAGGUACAUGUAUUCGUAUUUUUUCUGAAUAAGCCCAGAAUCAAAGUCUCCAAAAAUUCAUUGGAUCCGUGUUUAUUUGUAAAAAUUACGCAAACACAAAGUCUGCCUUUGGAUGUGAGAUUCGCCGCAUUUCGGCAUGAUUAUGGCAGUAUUCCACAAUCUCGGCCAUUCGAUGCCGGGGCGCGGCGGACGCUAGUUUUCCAUCAAGUUGUGCAAGGAAAAUGCUGAAGGAUAAAUCCAUCCCAUAUUCUUUUCAUUUUUGCUUCCAUCUUCUCUCUCUUUCUAUCCUAUAUCAACAUUCGAUGUCUUAUUCCAAUGAAUUUCCAAUGAAAUGAUGUUGUAUCUUAUCGAUUCCGCAAUGAUUCCUAGCACAGCUAGUCGGGAAGCGGGCGAAAAGCUCGUCUGCCGAUGACGACUAACGUCAAUGACAAAUUGGCAGUGACUUUUAUAUUGUAUUUGUUUUCCUCGGUAUGUUUAUACUAUAAUUUUUUUUCUAACUAGACACAUUUAUUUACAUAAGGAUAUUUUUAAUUCAAAGUUUGAAUAAUGUAUAACGAAGAAAACAUACGGUGGGGUAAUACGCGCGAUUACGUCCUGUUGUGUCAUAAUACGGAGCUGAGUCGACCACGACAAUGCAGCUCGGUCGGGUAGGGGCAAUACUCUCUCGUAAUGAAUUGUCCGCCCGAGAGAUUUGAUGUAUAAUUGUCAUCGUGAAAGUCGGAAGCUUCACCGCGUGUUUUUACAAGCAGUUUGUGAAAAAUUUCGUGUACUUAUUUAUUGUAAAUAACAGUUUGGAAUCGACGUUUACUGUAUCUGAGGACGGCGACGACUCGCGCCGGCGGCGGCUGUCGGCCGCAGCGACGCGUCAUUGCGCUAUGUUUGGAACUGUCAAUAUUGUAUCUAAUAAUUAAAUCAAACUAUGGCAAAACUAUGACUACUAUACUUCAGCCGUGGUUUGUAUCUUGAUUUAUUUUCGUUUUUUCACUUGAAUAGUUUUUCAUCUCGUAUAUUUUGUUGUUUAUAUACGAAAACACUUUCUGCAUAGUAAGAUACAAACGUAGUCGAGUGCAAGUUUCCCGCCGGCACGAGCCCCGCCGUCCGCUCCGCUGCCCCCGCCUCCGCGGCGUCGCCGGGACCUCCUUCAUAUAGUAAUUAUAAUACAUAUUGUAUUCUAUAUCGAUAUCUUCACCGUUCGCGGACAUUGGAUCCUAAAGUAGAAUUUCCAUCGCCAUUUCUAUAAAACAAAUCGCAUAAAAGUCUUGUUUGAUCAGACACAGAAAAACGUAUUCCACUUCGUAUUUUAUUUUGUUUAUCGAAAAAGCAAUAUUUCUAUCUCGAAGGCAAGCAUCCGGCAUAGCUUUGCGGCGCUUUAGUCAUAUUUGUAAAAAGGCCACAAAGAGUGUAAUUUUUUCCAUCUCGUUAAACAUUUAUUUUCUACAUAAGCCGUAAUUUAAAAAAAAAGCCGUUUCAAAUAAAAAUCCGCUCAGCUUCCCGGUCCAAUCUACGCAAACGGUACUUAAGCAUUAUACUGUAAAAAUAAAACUAACCCAUUGCUCCUAAAGGGAACUAACGAUUAAUGUAGUUAGAAUCAGCACUGAGUUGUACUGUACAUGUAAGCAUGUAUUGAUAUUCUGAAGUGGCGACGUCCCGCGACGGCGCCUCGCGGGGGUGGGCGGGCCCGCUCCACUCUGUGCUGAUACGAGGAUGAUAGACGAUAGCCACCACUUAUGACAUUUCAUAUUUGUUCGAACAUUUUCUCAUAUGCAUUUGUUUUUAAACGCGUUUUCAUGUUUAUCGACCCGCAGUUUAGGCCUAAACUAGUUGAUAAUAUCUUCGACGAUUGAUGCAAAUACUUUUUAAAAGCCCUACAGACAAUACAGUAAUAGACCUGUUGAUAAUUUGUCAUUUUUCCACCAUACGGCCGCCAUCGUCGAUCGUCCGUCAAAAUCAGUCCUCAAUCAAGUUAAUUAUGUCUAUUUUUAUUGUCAAAUUUGUAUCGAAUUAAUUUAAUUUCCAAUGGGAAUAAUAAAUUGUAUAGAUCGCUAGUGGAGCGGGUGCGAGCAGCGUUUUCCUGGUAAAUUUUCAAGUGCAGUGAUCGGAGCGACGCGCGCGCCGGCGUGACGUCACGCUGCGCGCGAGCGUCGCUCUCUAAUAGAGAUGUACUUUUUGUAACAAA